Trichoderma atroviride IMI 206040 is the source of this 733-nucleotide messenger RNA. Lineage: Eukaryota; Fungi; Ascomycota; Sordariomycetes; Hypocreales; Hypocreaceae. The record is from RefSeq and is a predicted model, not a curated record.
CUCCUACCCUUCGGCUUUUCCCUCUAUGCGCUGGACAGCGUUCUCGGAGACAUGUACCUGACUGGUUGGACAUGCCAUGAAAACGCCGACCAGGCGAGGAGGCGCUUCUGGGAUACCUUUUGCUCCAUUGCACAGCCGUCCCACGCGGAACGUCAGCAAAUGGAAGUGGCGAGGCUGGUCGGUAUCCUCUUCCGGUACGGCACGCCGGUCAGCAGUGGAUUCCCUGGCAUGCUGGGUAUCAGGGGCGAGGAUGAUGGCUCUCUUGCGUUCCUCGAGGCGUUCAUUUGACCACGGUUGGGUGGAGUAAACAGCAUGGCCGCGUUACGAUGGGCUGUGUCUCUAUUUGAGAGAUUGGCUGGGAAUGUUACAAAAGGGAGCAGACGCCGCUGGCCUGCGGCUGGAUGCAUACAUUCAAGAGGCAUCUUUUCACUGUGGGAGCUCCAAAUUGCAGAUUGUACAAAGAUGGUCUCUCAACCGCCCUUCCUCUUACCCAUUGAAGUGAUAUGCAUGAAAUCAAAUACUAGUAUCCGUACUUUUGAUGUAUUACUAGUACUUUUGUCUCCCCACUACAGGUACAGUCAGGGGCCAAAUGUAUACGAACGAACAUACAGUACACACUAUAACACUAGGUUUUUAAAAAGCUAUAUGUUUUUUUAAACAUUUUAUAAAAAUAUAGAUUAGUAAUAUAUAUAUAUUUAAAUAUAAAGAAAAAAUAUAUAUAAUUUUUUUAUUA